AGCGGCGCGGCAGCGGCGAUGAGUGCCUCGGCGGCCACGGGGGUCUUCGUGCUGUCCCUCUCGGCCAUCCCAGUCACCUACGUCUUCAACCACCUGGCUGCCCAACACGAUUCCUGGACAAUUGUGGGGGCUGCUGCCGUUGUCCUGCUCCUGGUGGCCCUGCUGGCUCGUGUCCUGGUCAAAAGAAAACCCCCUCGGGACCCACUGUUCUAUGUGUACGCGGUGUUCGGAUUUACCAGCGUCGUAAACCUCAUCAUAGGACUGGAGCAAGAUGGGAUCAUCGACGGGUUCAUGACACACUACCUGAGAGAGGGUGAACCGUAUCUGAACACAGCCUAUGGACAUAUGAUCUGCUACUGGGACGGCUCUGCUCAUUAUCUGAUGUAUCUGGUGAUGGUGGCAGCCAUAGCCUGGGAGGAAAGUUAUAGAACCAUUGGCCUAUAUUGGGUCGGAUCUAUUAUUAUGAGCAUUGUUGUUUUUGUGCCAGGAAACAUUGUAGGGAAGUAUGGAACACGUAUUUGCCCUGCCUUUUUCUUAAGCAUACCAUAUACUUGUCUUCCUGUCUGGGCUGGUUUCAGAAUCUAUAAUCAGCCAUCAGAAAAUUAUAAUUAUCCCUCAAAGGUCAUUCAAGAGGUCCAAGCAAAAGACCUGCUGAGAAGACCUUUUGAUUUAAUCUUGGUUUUGUGUCUCCUUCUGGCGACCGGAUUUUGCGUGUUUAGAGGCUUGAUUGCCUUGGAUUGCCCAGCUGAGCUCUGCCGAUUAUAUACGCAAUUUCAGGAGCCGUACCUAAAGGAUCCUGCUGCUUAUCCUAAAAUCCAGAUGCUGGCGUAUCUGUUCUAUUCCGUCCCUUACUUUGUGAUCGCGCUUUAUGGCUUGGUGGUUCCCGGAUGCUUCUGGAUGCCCGAUAUAACCCUGAUACAUGCUGGAGGUCUAGCUCAGGCUCAGUUUUCUCACAUCGGUGCUUCUCUUCAUGCUAGAACUGCUUAUGUCUACAGAGUCCCUGAAGAAGCGAAAAUCAUUUUUUUAGCCUUAAACAUAGCAUAUGGAGUUCUUCCCCAGCUCCUGGCCUAUCGCUGUAUCUACAGACCCGAAUUCUUCAUAAAAACAAAGGCAGAAGAAAAAGUUGAAUAAAAACAUUGUUUUAUGUUCUUUCUCUCCAGAUGACUGACUUUUGCUAUCUUGGUACCUAUGUGUGGUCCCAUUCUUCUCGUACAGGAACAUUUAUGAAUACAUCAAUUCUUGCUCUGUACUCUGUACCAUAGGAAUUAUGUGGGUAAAUAUUUUUUUGAAGGAAAAUUGAAGUUAUUCAGAAAGUCUGUUUAAAGAGAUACAUUUCAAGGUAUUUGUGAAUAAACAACCACCUAUCUCAAUAUUCUGUUUGCAUAUAUUAAAUGUAAGUGUGAAAAAUUAAAUUUAGUUCCUAUAAUAAUGACAUGAAAAGGAAACUAUUUGAAAGUGAAAAUGGCCUAUGCAUAUUAAAAAUUUCAAACUAGCAAAUACAGAUUGGAGAAAUAUUUUUGCAUAUAAGAUGUAUACGCUUUAUGAUCAACCUCAUUAUAAAAGACAAAUUAUCCGAACAUUUAAAAAUGUUGUUUGAAAAGUGUUUUCCCAGGGAAAGUGAAUUAUUCACUGCUGUUUCAAAAACUGCUUUCACUGAAAAAAAUUUUUUUUCCCAUUUCACUGAAAUUUUCUAUUGAGUCUAAACAGCUAAGAAGGGAUCUAUAACUUUAUUAUUACCUUUAUUUUACUGGUGACUGGAAAUAUUUCUAUUGUGUUUCUGUAUAUAUUUUUAAUAAAUUAUUUUUAGCCUUUUAUGAAGACAAAUCUUAUGAAAUUUGAAACAUUUUGUGUAUUUUCUUUUUCAGAAAAAGUUCUGUGGUCUUUAGCUUUUCUGUUUUAAAAAUCUGUCAGUCAUAUGUUCCAAUUCGAAAUGUCAUCUACGUUCUCCUUAUGUUUUAGUGUGAGUGAUGAAGAGGACUUUUGAUGAAUUAAUUAAAUUUCCUUGAUUUUAAAUUAAAAUAUUCAAAAUUAAAAAGUACCUUGUAAGGACAAAGAACUGGA
Odocoileus virginianus texanus is the source of this 2061-nucleotide messenger RNA. RefSeq names its product transmembrane 6 superfamily member 1 (gene TM6SF1). Gene Ontology annotation, cellular component: lysosomal membrane. The record is from RefSeq and is a predicted model, not a curated record. NCBI's taxonomy places the organism in Eukaryota, Metazoa, Chordata, Mammalia, Artiodactyla, Cervidae.